Molecule: messenger RNA, 798 nt
Organism: Staurois parvus
Lineage: Eukaryota; Metazoa; Chordata; Amphibia; Anura; Ranidae
Source: the annotation of a GenBank genome assembly
AUGGCAAUCAUUGUGUGUGUGUUCAAGAUAAAAGUCAAAACCCCAGCAGUGGUCUAUAUGCUAAAUCUAGCAGCUGCUGAUGUCCUGUUUGUUAGUUUGCUGCCAUUCAACAUCGCUUAUUGGUUCUCUGGAAAUAACUGGAAUGUUAGAGAUGGGAUGUGUUGCUUUGUCACUGCUGCCUUCUACUGUAACAUGUACUGCUCCAUCCUGCUCAUGACAAGCAUCAGUGUGGACCGGGUCCUUGGCUGUGGUCUACACAAUGAAGGCUCUUACCUGGAGAACAAAGAAGAGAGCCUGGCUGGUCUGCUUCUUCAUCUGGAUAAUAUCAAUAGCCAGCUCACUACCUCUUCUUAUAUCCAAACAGACUAUGUACAAUAUAUAGACACUCUAAACAAUACAACUUGCCAUGAUGUCUUGGAUGUGGUGGACAUCAAGAACUUCUAUAUGUAUUAUUUUGCCACCUUUUCUUUAGUUUUCUUCUUCUUGCCAUUGGUUAUUACUACUAUAUGCUACAUUGGCAUCAUCAGGACACUGAGUACCAAAGACAUUGAGAAUUCUUGUAAGAAAAAAAGAGUGGUGAUCCUUGCUAUUGUGGUCUUUUUUGCUUUCCUGAUUUGCUUUGGUCCAUUAUUCAUUAUUUUCGUUUCCUUAAUAACUUUGAUGACUCUAUGUAUUUUGCCUAUAUUCUGUGUACUUGUAUCAGUAGUGUCAGCACUUGUCUGGAUCCUAUCAUCUAUUACUACGCUUCUUCAAAGUAUUGGAAGCGUGCAUACAGUUUGCUGGGCUGUAAAAAGCUAA